UCCGGCUCUGACCUGCCGGUGUCGCACUUUCCCCGCCUGAAGCUGCCGGGGCGACGUGGAGUUGUCUCGGUACUUUCUCCUCCAUCUCCGUCCACUCGCCUGUCUCUGUCUGUCUCUUCCUCUCUCUCUCUCUCUCCCCGGUUCGGACACCUCCAUCAUGGGCUUCGCGGGUCUCGCCGGGUCGCUUCUCUCGCUCCUGGCCCUGGCCGGUGUCUGCUCCGCGGGCUCGGACGCUCCGCGGGGAGUCGCGGUCGGGUUCGUGUUCGACCCCAAAGCGACGUGCGAGCCUCCGUGUGAACACGCCGGGAUCUGCAUCCGCAACAACACAUGCUUCUGCUCCAGAGGAUACGAGGGGGAGACCUGCAAGUUCGCCAACUGUUAUCCCAAAUGUAAGAACGGAGGGGAGUGUCUUCGCCCUGGAAAAUGCAGAUGUCCCCCAGGAUUCGGCGGAAGAUACUGUCACAAAGUGACGUGUGACGGAGGAUGUUGGAACGGAGGGGAGUGCACUGCUGUCAACGGAGUGGCCAAGUGCAUCUGUCCCUCAAGCUGGAGCGGCUCGAAAUGCCAAGAGGCAAGUUGUCCUCAAGGCUGCAGGAACGGGGGAAUCUGCGUGGCCCCAGGAAUCUGCAGCUGUCCGGAGGGAUGGCUGGGCGGUGCCUGCCACACUGCCGUGUGCACGAAGCCCUGCCUGAAUGGAGGGAAGUGUAUUUCUCCUGAAAAGUGCCGCUGUCGCCCGCCGUAUUCUGGCCCUCGCUGCGAGGAGAGGAAGAAUUCUCACUAGUGUGACUUGGUCCACAGGGCCCAAUCAGGGACUCUGUGAUUACUAGGAGAGUUAAAUUUUUUUAGCUGCACAUUGGUAGUUUUUACAUUUUUUUCAACGAUGUAAUUCUUAUUUUUUAAUCCCCAAGCCUUUAUUAUAUUCUUGUUUGACUGAGCAAACAUGCUACAUGUAUGUACUUUACUGUGAUUUAUGUCAUUAAAUAAAUAAAAUAGUUGAU
Paralichthys olivaceus (Japanese flounder) is the source of this 998-nucleotide messenger RNA. RefSeq names its product Schwann cell-specific EGF-like repeat autocrine factor (gene seraf). The record is from RefSeq and is a predicted model, not a curated record. Lineage: Eukaryota; Metazoa; Chordata; Actinopteri; Pleuronectiformes; Paralichthyidae.